AUGGCUGGUGGAAAUUACGCUAUGAGCGAGCCUGAGGCUAAUGGAAAAUUACCAGCGCAGGAUAGUUCAUUGGUUGGAACACCAGAAAGAGCGUCGUGGGGUCGCCCGCUUGAAUUUAUACUAGCAUGCCUCGGGUACGCGGUCGGACUGGGAAACGUCUGGCGUUUUCCGUAUCUGUGUUACAGAAAUGGUGGUGGUGCCUUCUUAAUACCAUUUUUUCUGAUGAUGAUUCUGAUUGGCCUGCCACUGUUUUACCUGGAGCUCUAUAUAGGACAGUUUACAAGCUACGGUCCCUUGAAAGCAUUCGCGGCUAUAGGGCCUUUUUAUACUGGCCUUGGAUACUGUACGCUGGUUGUGAUCAGCCUUAUAAGCAUUUACUACAUGAUCAUAGUUGCGUGGACGCUGUUUUACACAAUUGUGUCAUUGGCCGGGAAUUUGGAUUGGGGAUCGUGUGAAAAUGAAUUUAAUACAAAUUACGUAGCUGAACAAGGUCCUGGAUUAGCGUUCGUUGCGUAUCCCGAAGCUCUGCUUCAGAUGCCGAUACCCCAAUUCUGGUCGAUAUUGUUCUUCUUGAUGCUGUUCAUACUCGGACUCGGUAGCCAAUUCGCAGACGUAGCUGAACAAGGUCCUGGAUUAGCGUUCGUUGCGUAUCCCGAAGCUCUGCUUCAGAUGCCGAUACCCCAAUUCUGGUCGAUAUUGUUCUUCUUGAUGCUGUUCAUACUCGGACUCGGUAGCCAAUUCGCAGGUAUAGAGGCUAUAAAUACAGCAAUAGUUGACCAAUGGCCUCAGUUCAGGAAGGAGGUCACCGCAUUUACGUGUUUCACUUGCUUUAUUCUCGGGAUACCGAUGUGCUUCAGCGGGGGAGUUUACCUGUUUACAUUAAUGGAUUGGAACACUGCAUCCUGGGCCAUUCUUUUGAUCGGCAUGGCAGAGAGCAUCGCAGUUGCUUGGACCUAUGGGAUCAAUCGAGCAAUGAAUGACCUGGCAUCGAUGAAUAUGAAACUGAACAAAGUACUGAGAUUUUACUGGAAAGCAGCCUGGACUGUGACUGUACCGAUAGCAAGUCUGCGAGGUAAAGAACUGUUCACGCCAACUGAAAAAUGGAAACCAUCAUCGAAAUCAUUGUCAAGUCCCAACACAACUACAUCUGAAACAAAUCAGCAGACAACUUACGAAAAUUUGGGCUACAUG
This is a messenger RNA of Iphiclides podalirius (scarce swallowtail), 1191 nucleotides long. Lineage: Eukaryota; Metazoa; Arthropoda; Insecta; Lepidoptera; Papilionidae. The record is from the annotation of a GenBank genome assembly.